Messenger RNA from Symbiodinium sp. CCMP2456, 2211 nucleotides. The record is from the annotation of a GenBank genome assembly. NCBI's taxonomy places the organism in Eukaryota, Dinophyceae, Suessiales, Symbiodiniaceae.
AUGGACGCAGAGGCAUCGAGUCCAAAGCCAAUGGGGGCCUUCCGCAUCUUCUCCGACCGCUCGGCGUCGGAUUUGGAAGCCUUCGAAUGGAAUCCCACCAUGGACCUGCUGGCCUGCCUCACAGCACCGCCUGACUCGACGAUGAGUAUCUAUCGCCUGCUGUCCGAAGACCAAAGUCCCAAGCUGCUCUCUGAGAAGAUCACUGGAACUGGCAGUGCUUUGGCCUGGUCCCCCUGCGGCCGGCGCCUGGCAGUUGGGGAUCGCUUGGGAGGCAUCGCCAUCUACGACGGCGAGACAGGAGGUGUGCUCCAUUCCCGGCGCUCCCACGCUGUGGCCGUGACCGCCUUCUGCUGGGUGGAGAGCGGCUCUGCCUGCGAGGACCCUGCGUGGACUCAGGUGCUGCCGCCUUUGCUCUCGGUGCCCAGCGCGCCCAGCAACAUGUUCGCCGAGCCUCGGGAGGAGGCACCGACGUCCGCGGCCGGGCUCACGUUCUUAGCGUCCGUGGACGAGGGAGGUCACGUGGUUAUUGCGGCUGGUGGCACCUUCCCAGUGCAAGUUCAAGACUUGCCGUCAUUGCGGCCCAGGGCUGUGCAGCUGUCCCGCGAUUGUCGCUGCUUGGCCGUGCUGGGUCACCCUGAGCCACUGGACUCCGGGGGAUCAAUUGGAUCUUCUGGGUCUGCAGGCAGCCAAGGCAUCGGCGAAAGCGAGGUCAAAGCCAGCAAAGCCUCAGAUCUAGCUUUGCUGGUCUUAGACGUCCGCAAGCUGGCAAUCCGUCGUCGGGAGCUCGCCCAAAGCGCUUCCCUGGUCGAGCGGCUCUCUGCAGUGGCAACAUACACCCAGCAGGCCGUCGACACCCUCGCGAAUGUGUGGAGGAGCGCUGCAAGCACCUUUGUGAACAAGAUGAGGGCCUUCUUCGAUUGUCUCCAAGCAUACUCGGGAGACGACACUGACGUCCAUUCGGAGCUCCUGUUUACACUUUGCACAGGCAACCCAUCGGACGCCCUGCAUGCAUUCCUAACAAGGCAGACAACCCCUCAGCAGCUGUCGAGAAUAGAGAAAGGCUUGAUGCAGGCGCUGGACUACGUCGACCUCGUCACGUGCACCCGCCUCCAGGUGGCCGUGCAGCACCUUCUUGCCAUUCUCCAAGACCUAAAGGCCUGCAGUGGGCGGCAGCGCUUCCAAUCCAUCGGUUUGGAUUCCGAGCUGCUGUGUGAGUUGGAGACACAGACUCUUCGCUUUUCAUCCUUAACUGAGCAUCUCCUCCUGGACUGCUCGAAGGCUCGGAGCUUUGCAAGGACGCUCUUCCAACUGCUGCUGUUCCAGGCCCAGAAGCUCACGGAGAACACCGAUGCUACACCCUCGACGCGCCCCGAGAGCCGAAGUGGUGCCUGUGUGGCUUUGGGCACCGAUGAGGAUGUCGAAAGCUUCGUAGCAGCCAUGCGCAGCCGCCGCUCCCUGGAGCUUGAGGAGGUGUCCCAGCGCAUCGGAAAGUCAGCAAAGGGAUCCGAGAACCAGGAAUCCUUGGUGACACAACUGAUGACCCUUUCGAGCACCGCGGAAGGCCUGGGAGAGCAGCUUUGUGCCGCAAUGGCCCGGUGCAGCCGUGUGAUGGCAGAGAGGCACUUGCAAAUGGCUCCGCCGUGGCAAAGCCUGAAGCGACCUGAAGGAAGCGAGACCCUGCAAAGCCCACGAGGCUUGGGGCGGCCUGUUGUGCAUAUGGUCUGGGAGGAGCGAGAGGGAGACUCCCAGUUGGUAGAGACCCUGCCUGCCCGGCUGCGGCUGCUGUGGUGCGAUGGUACCGAGGCUGGGGCACAGCUUUGCCUCGCACGCCUGGAUUUCCCCAGCUCGGAGUUGGCCAUGGCCAAGCUCAGUGCCGGGAGCUUUGGACACUUUCUUCUUUGCCGUAGCUACGACGCAGAACGAGUGGCAGUGCUCCUGCAGGACACAAAGCGGGUGACCACGCAGGUGUGCUUGAUGAACCUGGAGGCAAUUCCGUUCACAUCUGGGCUUCCAGUUCCCGCGACAGAUUUCACGGAGCUGGCGCAGGAUGCAGUGAAGCAGAGCGAGCCGCUGCCGGAAAGCUAUUUCUUAGCAUCGGCGAUGCGAGUCAUGAGUCAGCGAGGCGUAUGCUCAGUUUAUUCCUCGAGGGCCAGGCGACUCUUAACUCUGGACAUGGAGGCAGACGAGGACGACAUGGAAGACGACCCUUGA